UUCUAGAUUAGUUCACAUUUUAUCAAUCGGUUGAUAAAUCCCAAGUAAGGUGGAAGUCAGUAUAAGACAGUUCAACUAGCCUCAAGAAUGGAUUAUAAAUUCCUUGGUGCUUCCGGGGUCCGGGUUUCAAAUAUAUGCUUGGGCACGAUGACUUUUGGACAAAACACGUUCGCUGCAAUCCCCACUCAAGCGGAUGAAGACAUCGCGUUCCAGAUCAUGGACAGAUACGCGCAGCUUGGUGGUAACUUCCUGGAUACUGCCAACGUGUAUGGCCAAGGUGCAUCCGAGAAAAUCGUAGGAAAAUGGCUUUCAGGACAGGUGCGUAAACGGUUUGUCUUAGCAACAAAAGUCCGGAUGCAGAUGGACAAGACCAACGAGAACGGUAUCGGUCUUAGCAGACGACAUAUCGUAGAGAGCUGCGAGGAAAGUCUAGAGCGGCUGCAGACACACUACAUAGACCUCUACCAGUCUCAUAUCUGGGACAACGCGACACCUAUCGAAGAGACGCUGAGGACGUUUGAUGACCUGAUUCGUUGUGGAAAGAUACGUUACUAUGGAGCCAGUAACGUCUGUGGGUGGCAAAUGCAGAAGAUCGUGGAUAGGAUUGACAGCAUGGGUCUCAACAAAUGUGUAUCUUUACAGCAACAGUACAGUCUUCUGUGUCGUCAGUCUGAAUUUGAAGAGUUCAUGGUGUGUGAGAACGAGGGCAUUGGCAUCUUACCAUGGUCACCUCUUAAAGGAGGCGUUUUGUCUGGGAAGUUCAAGAGAGAUGAGAAUCUUGACCCUACAAGCAGUCGGAUCGGGUUCAUAUCCACGGACGAGGGAAAGGCAAUGCAGUCGGCGCCGGCCUGGAGCAAGUACCGGGACAAUGAUGGGUUCUGGAACCUUAUGGACGCCAUGAAGACAGUAGCAGAUAAUCAUGGUAAAACGGUUGCACAAGUGGCGUUACGGUGGGUGCUACAAAAGCCACAAGUGUCAUCGGUUAUCAUCGGAGCGACAUCUGUCCGCCAACUCGAGGAUAACUGCGGGGCGAGCACGGGAUGGAGUCUGACGCAGGAAGAGAUGAAGAAACUUGACGAAAGCAGUCCCCGAGUGAACCUGUAUCCGUAUGAAAUGAUCUGGCGAAUGAACGGCGCGAGAUACAAUGACUUCAAUCGUUCGAUUCUAUUCAACUAAUGUGGCGGCCAGGAUCAACCACUUACUGACGCGCUAUUGUCACAAAUGCUUUGUACUAUAUAAAAAAUUUAAAAUAUAAUAUUUUAUCGUGAUACAUAUGUAUUGCGAUUAAGCAUGAAAGGACGUCUGUUUGCUUGUCCUUUCAUGACGAAGAAUAAAAGUAACAUUUUGGAUUCCCACAUUUUUAUUUUUGAAUUCUAAUUCGAUUCGUCAAUUGCAUUUUACCAUAGGCCACAAAUGAAAACAAAUGUAUAACGAUGACGAGCCAUAAAGUGCUUUAACAUUAUGUGGCUUGAACAGUAUUUGUCUUAAGUGUAGUGUGGCUUUAAUAGUAUUGACAUUAAAUGUCUUAAAUAUUAGGGGCGUUAAUAGUAUGUGGCUUAAAUACUAUCAAGAUAAUUUGUCUAAAAUCUUAUGCGGGUUAAAUUGUAUGUGGCUUAAAUAGCAUAUCGCUUCAACGUUAUAUGCCUUAUAGAUUAUGAGACUUUAAUUUGUAAUUAUGUGGAUUAAAUAGUACGUGGCUUUAAUAUUAUUUUGCUUUAAUAUUAUUUUACUUAAAUAUUAUGUGGCUUAAAUAUUAUGUUGCUUAAAUAAUAUGUGUCUUAAAUAGUAUUUGGCUUAAAUAGUAUGUGGCUUAAAUAGUAUGUGGCUUAAAUAAUAUUUUGCUUAAAUUUUAUAUUGCUUAACUAUUAUUUUGCUUAAAUAUUAUUUUACUUAAAUAGUAUGUAGCUUACAUAUUACGUAGCUUACAUAUUAUGUGGCUUAAAUAGUAUGUGGCUUAAAUUGUAUUCAGCUUAAAUAUUAUGCGCCUGAAAUAUUAUAUCUAAAUAUUAUGUAAAAUAAAUUGUGUGCGGCUUAA
Dreissena polymorpha is the source of this 2035-nucleotide messenger RNA. RefSeq lists its product as uncharacterized. The record is from RefSeq and is a predicted model, not a curated record. The coding region runs from base 88 to 1176 and encodes 362 amino acids. Gene Ontology annotation, molecular function: oxidoreductase activity. The transcript has 8 exons. NCBI's taxonomy places the organism in Eukaryota, Metazoa, Mollusca, Bivalvia, Myida, Dreissenidae.